AUGGAUGCGGGUAUAGAGAAGGAAUGCAGCGCCUUGGGAGGUCUCUUCCAGCUCAUCAUGAACGACAUGAAGGCUAGUUAUCCCACGUGGGAGGACUUUAUCACCAAGGGAGUCAAACUUCAGUCGCAACUCAGGACCACCAUCUUGGUGACGGGCGCCUUCCUGGAUGCCUUUCAGAAGGUAGCGGACAUGGCGAUGGGCUCCAGAGGUGCUACCAAGGAGAUCGGCUCAGCGUUAACCCGUAUGUGUAUGCGACACCGUAGCAUCGAGUCCAAACUCAAACUUUUCACCACAGCAAUCUCGGAAAGUCUCAUCACACCGUUAGAGGUGAAGAUGGAGGAGUGGAGGAAAGCGGCGAGUCAGCUAGACAAAGAUCAUGCCAAAGAGUACAAAAAGGCGCGGGCCGACAUCAAGAAGAAAUCAUCUGAUACUGUCAAAUUGCAGAAGAAGGUGAAGAAAGGAAAAGACCAAGCGCGCGGACAAUUGGACAGUGCGCUGCAAGAUGUCAACGAGCGCUACGCUGUCCUGGAGGAGACGGAGAAGCGGGCCGUGUGCCGGGCACUCAUAGAGGAGAGGGCGCGCUACUGCACCUUUGUUACAAUGCUGAAGCCAGUGCUGGACCAUGAAAUCAACAUGCUGGGCGAGGUCACCCACCUGCAAACCAUCCUGGAAGAUCUCACCACGCUGACGGCCGAGCCGAAUAAACUGCCACCGGCUAGCGAGCAGGUUAUUUUAGACCUAAAAGGUUCCGACUUUAGCUAUACCUAUCAGACGCCUCCGGCCUCUCCCAGCAACACGCUGUCCAGGAAGAGCAGUAUCAGCAGUUACCAGUCCGGAUCAGUGCGGCACGUGCCAUCCUUGGACUCCAUCAGCUGUGCUGUGGAUGGAGUGCACAUCCAGCAGCGCUCCUCCCGGUAUCUCCUCAUCGGCUGCGAUGAAAGCGGCCGCUCGCUCAGCGAAGGCAGCUCCCCCUGUCGCCCGAGCGGCCGGCCGGGCUGCCGCGGUCGCUACGGUUACACCGCUGGCCACGGUCAGCGCCCGGCGUUGGGCCGCCGCGUCAGCCGCCGGGAUUUGACCACCGAUACCAUGGGCUCCACCAAUCAGCUGGCUUCUACCGGCACAAGCGGCGAGAACGGCCUCCUGGCGCCGCCACACAACGCCUACACGCAGCACGGCGAGAGGGCCCGCGCCAUGUCAGCGUCCAGCAAAUCGUGUUCCGCUCGCGAUCAGUUGGCCCUGACUUUAGGGGCGCUGACGUCAGACGCGCCGCGCAGCAGCCGUGACUCGCUGCACUGCUCCAGCGGAUACAGCACGCAGACUACCACGCCGUCCUGCUCCGAGGACACCAUCCACACACACGCUGUAAGAAGAGAGCCUCCCCUCUAUGUCGACUACGAGUCCAUUUCCCUCCACGGGGAGGGUGACUCGGUCUCCCUGCACCACCUGUCGCACGGCGCCAGCGGCACCGGCCAGUCGGAAUUCGACAAGUCCUCCACCAUCCCGAGGAACUCUGAUCUGGGCUAUCAGUAUCGCAAGUUCGCCCAGUCCAAGCGACCCGCCUCCACCGUCAGCCUGCUGGCCGACUCGGACCUGGCGGGCGCCUCACACACUGCCACCAUCAGACGCAAGCCCUCCACCAAGCCGGUGUACCGCAGGGGCACCAUCAGCGGGGGCGUGCCUAUCCCCAUCUCCACCCCGCAGGUCCCCACCACACCGGGGAGCGAUGAAAACGUCUUCAACGCACCUUCCGGUGGAGGCUUGUCUUACAACAAGCAUUAUACUUCCACGCAGAGCCUCAGUGCCCUGCCGCCUUCCUCCAACUCGUCGUCCUCUUACUCGCCGUACUACCAGCUGGUGCCCGGCCAGAUGCCCAUCCCGGUGCCCGUGCCCACCGUUCCGCCAAAAGCGGGCAUCGUUGCCAAGCAGCAGCCCAACCACCAGAUGCAGACUUCGCAGUUUAACCACGAGCCACAGAAACAAAACCGAAUUUACAACCAACCCCAGAACCAGAUCCAAAACCGAAUCCAACCCCACUUCCAAAACCAGCAGCUUAAACACAAUCUCAUCCACCAGCAGAGGGUCCAACAGAGGGCGUCCAAUGCCCAGCAGGAGAACUCCAUCCCGGGUUACGACCCCGACGAUCUCCCCCCACCGCCCUCCGACCAGGACCAGGAAGUGGCGACACAAGCUCGCGGGGAAAGGGACAUGCUGAACCUAAUCAGAGGCGUGAAGCUCAGACGGACCCUAACCAAUGAUCGCUCCGCCCCCUUCCUUCCCCCGCCAACCAAUCACAACUGA
Messenger RNA from Nerophis lumbriciformis (worm pipefish), 2298 nucleotides. The record is from RefSeq and is a predicted model, not a curated record. NCBI's taxonomy places the organism in Eukaryota, Metazoa, Chordata, Actinopteri, Syngnathiformes, Syngnathidae.